AUGUGACCUUUAGUUGUGUCAGUUUCCCGGAUAUAAUUAAACUAUAUAAACAUCUACCUUGAUAGUCCGUCACUUGACGUCACACAGAUUUAAGCAUGUCUAAGUUCAGUACAGUUCAUUUUCUUUUGGUUUUGACAGUAACGAUUUUUGGUGCAGCAAAAGCCCAAGUAGAGUGUCCAGGAGGAUGCCCUGAAGGUCAAGUGUGUGAACUUCGUCCAUUCCCCUGUCCACCUGGUAGAUUUUGUAUUCAAAUAGUUGUACCAACAUGUGUUCCACCGCCCGACAAUUGCGGAGGUCAAUGUCAUGAGAGUGAAGUUUGCAUUGACACUGGGAUCAGGUGUGUCCGGGCGCCUUGCAACGAAGCUUUUAAGUGCGUCCCUAACAACAAAUGUGGUGGAUGUCGUCCAGGUCAGGAGUGUCGGGCAGUUAAAGCUUGCGAGCGUCCAGAUCCCUGUAUAACGACCUUUCUCUGUCUGCCCAGAACUGGGUAUUAAAAAGGCGUAAAGAGAGAGUCGCAAGAGAAAGUAAUCCAUGCAUCCAAAUCUUGUUUGAAUAUGUUCGUAUUGGCUCUUGAAAUUAUUCUGUUUAUGUCACCUCUUCGUUUGUAUUGAUCUGAAAUGAAAUGUAAAUAAAUUGUUUAGAAUAUUCAAUUCUUGUCAUAAAAAAAUACAAAAUAAAAUGCUCAAUAAAAAAAUGAAAUUGUUACAA
This is a messenger RNA of Biomphalaria glabrata, 708 nucleotides long. Its product is annotated as wnt inhibitory factor 1-like. The record is from RefSeq and is a predicted model, not a curated record. Lineage: Eukaryota; Metazoa; Mollusca; Gastropoda; Planorbidae. The transcript is spliced from 6 exons. Bases 96 to 494 code for a protein of 132 amino acids.